AGCUUCAAAAGGCGACCUCGUCAUCCUCUUUGAUCAUAAUAACGGUUCAUUAUGGGCAGGCUUAGAGCCAAAUCAGACUACGAAGAUCUCAGAAAGGCUCGCAUCUUAGAGAACCAGGCUCGGUUGGCUUCACUGGGUCUGCACAAGACCCUCUCCUACCUUCGAUCACUUGCAUCAGUAGCAAAAUCACAGAAAACCCCAGUCAGAAAAUACGAGAAGAAAGCGUACGGAAUCACCCCUUUGCGCCGCUCUAAUCGUUUGAAACGAGUGACAGCCUAUUCGAUUCCAACCAACAAUUCUUUGCGGCGUUCUAACCGGCUCAGAGAUAAAUCUAGAGAAGAUGGAGUUGAGAAGAAAGAUCAUCAUUCUGGCGGCCGAGGAGAUGAGAAGAGCCUUGCCAAUAUGCCGUUGGUGAAAAUAGAGGGGCAGGGUGCAAGGGAACAAUUAUCACCAGAGAUUCUGCUAGGCGCUGCAGUAGCAAAGCCAGGGGCACUGUUCGUAACCCUUAUGGGAUUUGCUGUCAUUUCUGCAGGUUACACUAUCUUAUUUUCUUCUAUUACCUUUCAUAUUUUUCAACCGAGGAGUUAGCGAGAGAGUGGACCGUUUUAAUUACUGGAAUGAUCAAACAUCAAUGGUCUAAGUUCAGUAAGAUUCAGUGGCGGGGCAAGAAAUUCAUGUUAGUGGGGGGAAAAUUAAAAGUUACAAUAUAGUAUAUCAAAUAGAAAAAUUGUCUGCAGCCUAGAUAGCAGUGGAUUGCACAACAGGAACUGUUAGAUAUUAGGGGUCCUCUCUCAUUCAAUUGCUCUUGAUUUGCAGUUCGGUGUGCAGUUCAGUCACCGGACUGCAAAACAGGAAACUCAUAUCAAAUUGUAUAAAAGUUUGGCGGCCUACUGAGUUUUUAAAAGAAAUAUUUGUGAAAUGUAAUCUAUUAUCAGAAACGGAUUGAUUUGAGCUGGAAAUUGCCAUUGUAGUCAUUUCUACUUUGGAGCUGGAAAUAACAGAAAUAUAGUUUGAGAAAUGUUGAUGAUUAAGAGGACAUACUGAUUAUUUCAAACUUGAAUUGACAAAAAGAAUUGCUUGAUUGGAUUGAAAAUCCAAAAUUUGGUAUACUAUUUAAUUUACUACUUUGAAUUUUGCCCCAUUAAACAUGAUUUCUUGGCAGCGCUACUGAAUUGAACUUAAAAACAUUUAUAUAGUUUUCAUUUUUCUGUAUUUCAUUAGAAGGCUGUUAAGUCUUUCAUCGUAAAAAAGUAGUUACCUACUU
Rubroshorea leprosula is the source of this 1264-nucleotide messenger RNA. The record is from the annotation of a GenBank genome assembly. Lineage: Eukaryota; Viridiplantae; Streptophyta; Magnoliopsida; Malvales; Dipterocarpaceae.